ACACUUGGCUUGAUAGGGAUCCCUACUAGCCAGCCUGGACUUUUUGAUAGUCUGGCCAGUUACAGAAGUGGUUCCCGCCGCCUAUGCCAUGGUUCUGGAGCUGUACCUGGAUCUGCUGUCGCAGCCCUGUCGCGCCAUUUAUAUCUUCGCCAAGAAGAACAAUAUCCCGUUCCAGAUGCACACGGUGGAGCUGCGCAAGGGUGAGCACCUCAGCGAUGCGUUUGCCCGGGUGAACCCCAUGAAGAGGGUACCAGCCAUGAUGGAUGGUGGCUUCACCCUGUGUGAGAGUGUGGCUAUCUUGCUCUACCUGGCACACAAGUAUAAGGUUCCUGACCACUGGUACCCCCAAGACCUGCAGGCUCGUGCUCGUGUAGACGAGUACCUGGCAUGGCAGCAUACGGGCCUUCGGAGAAGCUGCCUCAGGGCCCUGUGGCAUAAGGUGAUGUUCCCUGUUUUCCUUGGUGAGCAAAUACCUCCUGAAACACUGGCAGCCACGUUGGCAGAACUGGAUGUUAACCUACAGGUGCUUGAAGACAAGUUCCUCCAGGACAAAGACUUCCUUGUUGGGCCCCACAUCUCCCUGGCCGACUUGGUGGCCAUCACAGAGCUGAUGCAUCCUGUAGGUGGUGGCUGCCCAGUCUUUGAAGGGCAUCCCAGGCUGGCUGCAUGGUACCAGCGAGUGGAGGCAGCUGUGGGGAAGGACCUCUUCCGGGAAGCCCAUGAAGUCAUCCUGAAGGUGAAGGACUGUCCCCCUGCUGACCUCAUCAUAAAGCAGAAGCUGAUGCCCAGAGUGCUGGCAAUGAUCCAGUGACGUCAGACGCUUCAUCCCUGCACCAGCUGCGGCAGUUCACAACUCACAGUUCACAAUUCACAACUUGCAUUACACUGGGGAUGCACCUCACUCCUCACACCAUGAUGGCUCUCAGGCUCAGCUCCAUCUUCACCCUUUUUCUGUGAUAGCCACACAUGACCUCAACUAUAAUCACUACUUUCCCCUUGAGUCUGGGUAAUAAACUGGGGCUUGAUUUGGGCUUUAA
Molecule: messenger RNA, 1037 nt
Organism: Mus musculus (house mouse)
Lineage: Eukaryota; Metazoa; Chordata; Mammalia; Rodentia; Muridae
Gene: Gstt1
Product: glutathione S-transferase, theta 1
Exons: 5
Coding region: 89-811 (240 amino acids)
Biological process (GO): dichloromethane metabolic process; response to selenium ion; response to vitamin E
Cellular component (GO): nucleus; cytoplasm
Molecular function (GO): alkylhalidase activity; glutathione peroxidase activity; glutathione transferase activity
Source: RefSeq, marked validated